AUGGAAUUCAACUGUCUUCCCACGCUGCACCGCAAGCGCUAUGGGUACCGGCUGGACUACCACGAGCGGAGGAGGAAGAAGGAGGGACGCGAGGCGCACGAGCGCUCCCGGAAGGCCAAGAAGAUGAUCGGGCUGAAGGCCAAGCUCUACCACAAGCAGCGACACGCCGAGAAGAUACAGAUGAAGAAGACCAUUAAAAUGCAUGAAAAUAGAAAUACCAAGAAAAAGAAUGAUGAAAAAACACCUAAAGGAGCUGUGCCAGCAUACCUGCUGGACCGAGAGGGCCAGACUCGGGCUAAGGUUCUCUCUAACAUGAUCAAGCAGAAAAGAAAAGAAAAAGCUGGGAAAUGGGAGGUUCCUGUGCCAAAGGUCCGUGCACAAGGAGAAACAGAAGUUUUAAAAGUAAUUCGUACAGGAAAGAGAAAAAAGAAGGCCUGGAAGAGAAUGGUCACAAAAGUUUGUUUUGUUGGAGAUGGGUUCACUCGGAAGCCUCCUAAAUACGAACGAUUCAUUCGACCAAUGGGCUUACGUUUCAAGAAGGCACAUGUGACACAUCCUGAACUUAAAGCUACCUUUUGCCUACCUAUCCUUGGUGUAAAAAAGAAUCCUUCUUCUCCUUUGUAUACAACUCUGGGCGUAAUUACCAAGGGUACAGUCAUUGAGGUGAACGUGAGUGAGCUUGGCCUUGUGACCCAAGGGGGCAAAGUUAUCUGGGGAAAAUAUGCACAAGUAACCAACAAUCCAGAAAAUGAUGGCUGUAUUAAUGCAGUACUGCUUGUUUAAGUUACAUUUUGAUACUAAGCAUUGGACAGGGGCUCCAGCAAAAUCAGUGGUUUCAACAACUUUGCAAGAUCUCUGGAACU
Chaetura pelagica (chimney swift) is the source of this 863-nucleotide messenger RNA. RefSeq names its product NSA2 ribosome biogenesis homolog (S. cerevisiae) (gene NSA2). Gene Ontology annotation, biological process: maturation of LSU-rRNA; maturation of 5.8S rRNA. The transcript is spliced from 6 exons. Gene Ontology annotation, cellular component: preribosome, large subunit precursor; nucleolus. The record is from RefSeq and is a predicted model, not a curated record. The coding region runs from base 1 to 783 and encodes 260 amino acids. Lineage: Eukaryota; Metazoa; Chordata; Aves; Apodiformes; Apodidae.